Molecule: messenger RNA, 1275 nt
Organism: Metarhizium acridum CQMa 102
Lineage: Eukaryota; Fungi; Ascomycota; Sordariomycetes; Hypocreales; Clavicipitaceae
Source: RefSeq, a predicted model, not a curated record
AUGGCAGCAUAUCUCACGCAGCGCAUCUCGCACCCUCAUCACGGCGUUCCCGUCUCGCGUUCUGAAACACCAGCAGCAGAGAAAUCUGCAAAAUGCCUUGCCCCUAUUCCGAACGUUGCUGCCAAAGGCGUCCCGUUCUUCACGCCAGAGCAGGAUCCGGUAGCUGGCACCGCCGUAGAUCCUCAGCCAUCUGGCAAACCGAUACCCAAGCUCUUUAGACCACUCAAAAUCCGAGGCAUCACGAUGCCAAAUCGAAUCUGGCCCGGCCUUACAAUGAUUGAAGCAACUUCUGUUCAAUCGAAUGGACGCAUUACUCCGGAAGACUCCGGAAUUUGGCUCGAUGCCCACGUGGACACGCUCAAGAAGCAUGUCGACUUUGCGCACAGCCAAAAUGCUCUCAUCGGCAUUCAAUUGGCACACGGCGGCCGAAAGGCCUCGACUGUUGCGCCUUGGCUCAGUUCCGGCGCGGCAGCCACCGAAGAGGUUGGAGGUUGGCCGUCGGACGUCGUCGGGCCAAGCAAUGAUCCUUUUGACGAGCACUACCCGACUCCGCGUGCCAUGAGUGUGGCGGAGAUUGACCAACUCAAGCGUGACUUUCUCUCCGCCGUACACCGGGCCGUCCGCGCCGGGUUUGAUGUCAUCGAACUUCACUUUGCGCACGGCUACCUUGUAUCGAGCUUCUUGUCGCCGGCGGUGAAUAAGCGCACCGAUCAAUACGGUGGAAGCUUCGAAAAUCGCUCUCGGCUGGCCCUCGAGCUUGUUGAAGCGACGCGAGCGGCGAUUCCAAAGGAUAUGCCCUUGUUUGUGCGCAUCAGCGCCACGGAUUGGCUCGACACGAACCCCAACUGGAACGGGGGCGCAAGCUGGACACUUGACGAGAGCGUCAAACUGGCCAAGCUGCUUGCCGAGCGUGGAGUUGACGUCUUGGACGUCUCUACUGGCGGCAACCAUAGCCAUCAAAAAGUGGUUGGCGGACCGGGCUACCAGGCCCCUUUUGCAAAAGCCAUCAAGGCAGCUGUCGGUGACGCCAUGUUGGUGAGCUCUGUGGGAAGCAUCAAGACAGGGGAUGUUGCCCAGGAUAUCAUCCAAGGCGGCAAAGAUAAGGACGAUACACCUCUGGAUCUAAUUGCAGCUGGUCGCAUGUUCCUGAAAAAUCCAGGAUUGGUGUGGUCCUGGGCGGACGAUUUGGGUGUCGAUAUCCACGUUGCUCAUCAGAUUGGAUGGGGUUUUGGUGGGAGAGCCGCGAAGAAGUCUGCGAAAAACACGGCUUCUUAA